Molecule: messenger RNA, 1779 nt
Organism: Penicillium taxi
Lineage: Eukaryota; Fungi; Ascomycota; Eurotiomycetes; Eurotiales; Aspergillaceae
Product: KRI1 family protein
Exons: 2
Coding region: 1-1779 (592 amino acids)
Biological process (GO): endonucleolytic cleavage in ITS1 to separate SSU-rRNA from 5.8S rRNA and LSU-rRNA from tricistronic rRNA transcript (SSU-rRNA, 5.8S rRNA, LSU-rRNA)
Cellular component (GO): 90S preribosome; nucleolus
Source: RefSeq, a predicted model, not a curated record
AUGGAGCCUCCAUCGAAAAAGAUGCGGACCCUCAUGGAUGAUGACGAGUCAGGCGACGAUGCUGGUGGUGUUUCCAUCACCAAGUCUCCUGCCGUAAACUUCAAGAUCAACGAAGACUACGCCCGACGAUUUGAGUACAACAAGAAGCGGGAAGAAGUGCAGAAGUUGGAAACGAAAUACGGAAAAUCAACCAGUCUGGGAAGGCGCCCAUUAAAUGACGAACCCGAGGAUGAAGAGUCUUCUUCCGACGAGGACGAAGAUGAGGAUGGAGAGUUGGCCACCAAGGCUUUAGACGCAGAGAUCAUGGCCACUCUGACGGCUAUUCGCUCCAAAGACCCCCGUGUGUACGAUGAGUCUGCUACUUUCUAUUCGAAGUUUGACGAGGAUGCCGAUGCCGCUCCCAAGGCGAAGAAAGAGAAGUCUAUGACGCUUCACGACUAUCAUCGCGAGAAUCUUCUCAAGGGAGCCGACCCUUCUGAGGAAGAGGAUACUCCCAAGACUUUUGCACAGGAGCAGGCAGAUCUGAAAGAUGAUCUAGUUAGACAGCUGCAUGGUUCCGACGAUGAGAUGGAAGAUGCCGAUGAAUUUCUCAUCCGCAAGUCUAAGCCGGAAGAGCCCCAGGCAGAGAUCCAGCUGGACAUUGAAAAUGCUGACAAGGACCCUGAGACUUUCCUUUCCAACUUUUUGUCAGCACGCGCCUGGAUUCCCGAGGGCCGUCCUGAGCUCCAUCCUUUCGAUUCAGACGAUGACGAUGAAGUCGAGCAUGCUGAUGCUUUCGAGCAGGCCUACAACUUCCGUUUCGAAGAUCCAAGCAAGCUCAAUGAGAAGCUGAUCACCCACUCUCGUGAUGCCACCAAUGAGCAAUCCGUUCGAAGAGCAGAGAAGAGCGCGCGUAAGAAGCUGCGUGAGGCUGAAGGCCAGCGCAAGGAGGAAGAGAAGAAGCAACGUACAACUGAGAAGAACCGACUGCGCAAGCUGAAGACCGAGGCAUUGCAACAAAAAGUCCAGCAAAUCAAGGAGGUUGCCGGCUUGCGUGCUGCAGAGUUUACAGAUGAUGACUGGGCUCGCUUCCUCGAUGAUGCCUGGGAUGACGACUCUUGGGAAAAGGAAAUGGAAAAGCGAUUCGGAACGGAAUACUAUGCUGAACAUGAUGACAAGAAGAAGCACCCCAAAAAGCCAGAGUGGGAUGAUGAUAUCGACAUCACCGACCUGGUUCCGGAUUAUAAGGACGAUGCCGAAGAUGCCCAGCCUACUCUUGAGUCAGACGACGAGACGGAGGGUGAUGAUGCCGGUACCAAGAAGAGCAAGGCCCAGGAGAAGCGUGAAUCGAAGCGUGACGCCCGCAAAGAACGUAUGCGCAUCGAUGAAGCCGUUGAGCGCAACCUGGAUCUCGAUAUCACUCUACUCCCCGGCGCUACCAAGAAGAAUGCCACACAUUUCCGUUACCGCGAGACAUCACCGCAGAGCUUCGGCUUGACAGCACGGGAUAUUCUCAUGGCAGACGAUACGCAGCUAAAUCAGUUUGCUGGUCUUAAGAAGCUCGCAACCUUCCGUGAGGAAGAGAAGAAGGCCCGCGACCAGCGGAGGCUGGGCAAAAAGGCCCGCCUUCGUCAAUGGCGGAAGGAUACUUUCGGCGAUGAGGAGGGCCCAGUGUUUGACUUUGGCGGGCCCAAGGCUGCCAAAGAUGCAGAGAAGGAUGAAGAUGAGGGAGAAGCCAAACUUGAUAUCCGCGAGGGUGAUGGCCGGAGAAAGAAGCGAAAACGGUCUAAGAAGAACUGA